GGAGAAGUCACCGCACCGUCAGGGACAGGGAGGGCAGGGCUGUGUCUUGGGGCCGUCCUGGCCGCGCCCAGCCCCCUCCCGCCAUGCCGCCCGCGGGGCCCCGCGGGGCCGCGCCACUUGCUGCCGUCGUCCUGCUGGUGCUUGGGGCUCCUCUGGCGCUGACAAGUGAAGACUGCUUGUGGUAUCUGGACCGGAAUGGCUCCUGGCAUCCAGGAUUCGACUGCGAGUUCUUCACCUUCUGCUGCGGGACCUGCUACCAGCGGUACUGCUGCAGGGACCUGACCUUACUCAUCACCGAAAGACAGCAGAAGCACUGCCUAGCCUUCAGUCCCAAGACCAUAGCAGGCAUCGCUUCUGCUGUCAUCCUCUUUGUUGCUGUGGUUGCCACCACCAUCUGCUGCUUCCUCUGUUCCUGCUGCUACCUAUACCGACGGCGCCAACAACUCCAGAGCCCGUUUGAAGGCCAGGAGAUUCCGAUGACAGGCAUCCCAAUGCAGCCAGUAUACCAAUACCCCCCGGACCCCAAAGCUGCUCCUAUCCCUCCACAGCCUGGUUUCAUGUACCCACCUAGUGGCCCUGCUCCUCAGUACCCUCUCUACCCAGCGGGACCCCCAAUCUACAACCCUGCGGGUAAGUGCAUACCCUGGAAUCCUUGUUCCUGCUUGUCCCCACCUCUUGUCCCAGGACCUCCCUUACCUCCAUCACUGGUAGAUUCCCUUUCACAGGCUCCUUCCAUAUCUUUUGGGAACUUCUAGGCAUCUCUUCCCAUGGGACCUGUGUACUAUAAAGGGUGGGGGAGGGUACUUCCUGUCCUCCUGUGCCCCACUGACCUAUUCUGUUCCCUUGGUUUUCAGCUCCUCCCCCCUAUAUGCCACCACAGCCCUCUUACCCAGGAGCCUGAAGAAACAGCUGUGUCUUCCAUGAUGCCCUUUUUUGGGAGAUUCCCCAUCCUGUACCUGCAUCCAGCCCUGGGGGUGGGCAUGGGUCUUCUAGUCACCAGGCCCCAGAUCAAGCCAAGCCCUGGGCCCUGCUGGGGACAGAGCCCCAGAGAAAUGGAACGUGAGCUGAGUUGGAACCAGGCCAUGGAUGAGGGGUGGGUAGGGAGGGCUUGGGAUUCGUGGGCUAUUUUUAAUGGGAGACAGGGAGUAAGAUGAGAACCUAGGUCACAGUGUGUGUUUUCAAGUAGUCCCUCUGCUCCCAGGAUCCCAGUCAGAAAGGUGGGGCCGCUCCCACUUUGGGAUGCAGUGGAGAUAGCAGAGGGCUCUAUCAACAGCUGGCCAGAGUCCUUUCCUCUGGCUGCCCCACUGGCCCGAGCUCAGGCCUCCUGGAUUAAAGCUGUAAUGAUAUAAUGCAUGCUGGUGGAAUCAUUGGCCCUUUCUCUGAGCCAUGCCUUCCGCUCAACCCAGGCUGCUGCCUACUCCAUAUCCACAGCAGGGGUUGGGGAGCACCAGUGGGACAAGAGCUCCACUAUCCGCUCCAGCCCAGGUGGAACCCCCAAAGAUCCUUAGGCUGUUUUCAAAAGCAAGUGAGGUAGAGUUGUAGCAGCUAGAAAGAGGGUACUGGCUGCAUUUCAGGGCCAGGACUCUGGGACAUCUGAGGCACUACCAGCUGUGUGAAGGCACCUCCCCAUCCAAAUACACUUAGAUUCAAGUUUGGCUCUCA
Messenger RNA from Meriones unguiculatus (Mongolian gerbil), 1662 nucleotides. It is a transcript of the gene Shisa4, whose product is annotated as shisa family member 4. The transcript is spliced from 5 exons. Bases 84 to 755 code for a protein of 223 amino acids. Lineage: Eukaryota; Metazoa; Chordata; Mammalia; Rodentia; Muridae. The record is from RefSeq and is a predicted model, not a curated record.